AUGGAACAAAGAAAGUUGAGUGACCAAGCCAACACUCUGGUCGAUCUGUCAAAGAUGCAAAGUGUGAUGUACGACCUCAUCACGGAGCUGAACGACCGCAGUGAGGACUUGGAGAAGCAGAUUGGCAGCCUGGAGACCAAGCUGGACCAGAUCACUUCCACCUUCAACACUCUUCCCGUCCUCAUUGUGGAUGCCCUCAGACAACAGCAGCAGCAUCUGCUCUCUGUGGUCCUGGAGUCCCGGGGACUGGGGGUAGCAGUGGGAACGCCACAGACCCCUCUUUCUGACAGCCCCAUGGGGAUCAGUUCGGCGUCUUUUCCGACGCCACACACUAGCUCCAGCAGCUGCUGA
Molecule: messenger RNA, 351 nt
Organism: Staurois parvus
Lineage: Eukaryota; Metazoa; Chordata; Amphibia; Anura; Ranidae
Source: the annotation of a GenBank genome assembly